CCUCGCCUGGACCCUAACAGCUCACUCACAACCCAACACCCGGGCAAAAAGAAAAAAAAAAAUACAGAUUUUCUCCUCCGAAAAGUAUCGCUAAUAACUCCAAGGUUGUCCGAGCGGAUUACGCCUCAGAACAAGCCCUUUCAUCCGCACGGUCCAUGGCCAUUACCACCCCUGCCCCCCUUCCCCUGGGAGGUAACCUUCAAAGGCCCCGCUCAGCACGAUGGAUGACCAGCUGAGUGAUGGAGAUGGACAGAAUCAAAGAACAUGCUCCCUUCAUUGUGACUAGAUGAAGGGACACCCUCCAACAGAGAGGGGACUUAUUCUGCAUCAACCAUUUGAUGUUUGGAGUGAUUGCAUUUAUAGUUUCCUCAGAAUUUAAUUGAUAGAACUAAAACAAAGCUUACUAGUCCAUUAAAAAUAAUUGAGAAAAAGACAUACUGAUUAAAUAUAUUGUUCAGUUUAUGAACUAAGCUACCCCUGCCGUGAUCAUUUAUCGAGCUCAUAUGCUGACGGUUUAUCCUCGGGACCAGGCCCUGCCUUGUGGCACACUGUGAUGCAUGUUAUGAGUUGUCCAUCCCCAACCAAUGAAACAGAGGGCUGUAGCAGCGAGGGUAGCAGCUGCGCCACUUCCUCCACCACCACCUCUGACCCUUCCUCUAUGUCUGGACUCACUCAUUCCACCCUACCUUCCCUCAGCGACACCCCUGACACCUCCCAGCAUGGAGCCCCCCCCUCCUCCCCCUCUGCCGCCCCCACCACCUGCGGCGCCCCCACCGCCAGGGGCACCCCCACCGCCACCCCCUCCACCAACCAUCUCUAUCAAUCACAACCUGCGGAAGAAACGGCGUGUGCGGAGUUUCUUCUGGAAGCCGAUACCCGAGGAGAAGGUUCGCGGGAAGCCCAACAUCUGGACCUUGGCGGUGCGGCAGCAGCAGUACCAGAUCGACGUACGCUCUGUGGAGGAGCUGUUUGGACAACAGGAUGAGAAUUUGAUGGCCACACGGGGGGUCACACCGACCUCUGGAACCUCAGCCCGGGUCAGAAGGUCCCGCUCCUUCAAAGAGAGCGCCAAAGACGAGAUCAGCAUCCUUGACUCCAAAAGAGGGAUGAAUGUGGGCAUUUUCCUCAAGCAGUUCAAGAAGUCGAACCUGUCCAUUGUGGAAGACAUUCGACAAGGAGACGGCAAGAUUUAUGGAGCAGAGCUGCUCAAAGACCUACUAAAGCUCUUGCCUGACAUGGAGGAGAUCAAGAAACUGCAGGCAUUUAAAGGAGAUCCCAGCAAGUUGACACUUGUUGAUUCCUUUAUGUACCUCUUGAUCCAGGUGCCACGGUUUGAGGUACGAAUCGAGGCCAUGGUCCUCCGCGAGGAGUUUUUCCCUUCCUGUGCUGUGAUGAGCCAUGAGAUCGAUGUCAUCCGUGUGGCCACUAAAGAGCUGAUGAACUGUGAGGAGCUGCAUGCCAUUCUGCAUCUGGUGCUGCAGGCUGGAAACAUCAUGAAUGCUGGUGGCUAUGCAGGCAAUGCAGUGGGAUUCAAGCUGUCAUCCCUUCUCUCACUGGCCGACACCAAGGCCAACAAGCCGGGGAUGAACUUACUGCACUUUGUUGCUCUGGAGGCAAAGAAGAAAGAUGAGAAGCUGCUCAAGUUUCCAGAGAAACUUCAAGAUGUCCAGAGUGCAGCCAGAAUUUCAGUGGAGAACAUUGAGGUGGAGUUCUCAUCCCUGUAUGUGAGGACCAGAUCGCUCGAGGAGAAGGUUCAAGGAGACCAGGAGCUACUGCAGCAGCUUGAGCCCUUUCUGCAGAAUUCAGCACGGACCCUUCAGGACCUGAAGAGACGUCGGCUGGAUCUACGUAAGGAAGGGAAUGCUCUCAUUGAUUUCUUUUGUGAAGACAAAGACACCUUCAAGCUGGAUGAGUGUUUCCGCAUCUUUCAAGACUUCUGUAUUAAGUUCAAGAAGGCUGUGAAGGACAACCUGGACCGGGAGUUGAAAGAGGCAGCCAGACAGCGACGCCUGAGAGAGCUGGAGGAAAAGAGGUUUGCGUGGUCCGGUGCCGACCAGAGUGGGGGUUUUGGUCGGAGUAGCAGUGAGAAUGAUGUGGACAUGCUCACCAAGGAAGGCCUCCUGGACUUCUUCCAGCAGAGAUCCCAGAGUCCACAUAGCCCACUGGGACGCUCUGCUAGUGCCCGCCGCCACCGACAUACCAUGACCACCAUGGCCGACCGGGAACUCCAGGGAUACCUUGAGCUAUUCGGAGGCACUGGGAAUCCCACUGACUUUUCAAAGUUUAACAGCCUACCUCGGUCUGGCCGACCCCUCCAGCGGAGGACUACCCCCUGGCUCUUAUCCCAGGAUGACAACCGUGAGCUGGAACGUGACAGACAAGUCACAGUAACGUCUCCACAUGCAGAAACAGAACCCAUUAGCCCACUGGCCAGGUUUUCCUCUUCAGGACUAAAUGCUAAUGAGGACCCAUGUAACAACAAUAAUUUCUCAUCUGUGUCUGAGGGCAGUGUUCUGCCUCGCCCCUUUUGUGUGUUUCAGAAGCCCACCCAACUACCCAACCCAACAAUUACAGGCCACAUGAAUAUUAGUGUGGAGAAGCAUACUUUGGUUCGUGGUCCUCAAGCCUUUGAACUGCCUAGUCCAAACAAUAACAGUAAUCAUAUGCACUUUGUCAACCAGGGGGAUGUUUUUGUGACUGAUUUGGAAAAGGGGGUAGAGUCUUCACCCAAGAUUCUUGAUUUGGACAAUUCUCCAGGUAACAAGAUUUUAGAAAGAGGGGCAGAUGCAAAGGCGUUGUGGGAAGGGAAAGUGGUUCAUCCCACACAGCUUGUGGCCUCUCACAAAGAGAAAGAAGACGAGGAAAACAGCACAGUUUCAUCAACAACCUGUGAUACUCCCCUCCCGCUAGAUACCUCUGUAUCCAAUAAGAAGCCAGUGUUUUAUAUACUAGACUGCACAGAAACAGACUGUUCUGUUACCUUGGAUUACUCUGAGAUUGAAACCUCACCUCUGAAGGAGGGAGUGGUCCCCGACUUCAAACCCACUGACAGCAACAAUGUUCAGGAGAGCCAGCAAGAUCCAAGCUCUCUGUCCUCUAAUUUGGAGUCCAUGUCUACCAAUGAGCAGUCUGUUUCAACUUCAGCCAAUGAGCUUUCAGCACCAAGAUCUGUGGAUAUAGCAUCCAUAACUCCCUCUGGGACCACUGAGGAGUGGGACACAGACAGCUGUGACACUGCUGAGGGAAAGCAGAUUGGCGAGAAAGAUGCAGCAUCAAGCAAUCGAAAACCAAUGCACACAAAAAAUAAAGCCACCAAAGCAUCUAAGGGCAGUGGGGGCCGUGGUGUCAGAACACUGACCGCCACUGAGAGCCAGGGCAUGCGGAAAGUUGUGCCUAUCACCAAGCUCACCAGGACAGGCAGCAACAAGCGAUCAGAUAGACCUUUGGGUCAUGACAGCGGUGAGUCACGUCGUCCCCUCCGUGACCAGAGCACCCCAGCCAGAGGAAGGAGUGAGAAAACCACCAGGCCUCCUCGACACUCCAGUCUUCCCCCUGAUGAGUCAAAAACCCAGAGGGGAAGUGGCCUCACAAACAGCAUUUCUAGAUGGGCACGUGACUCCACCCCAAGAAAGUCCGCACUCCACAAACCCAGCGCCAAACCUCUGAGGAACAUCCCCAAAUCAGCACCUGAAGAGAAGAUGUGCCGCUCAACCAUGAGAGCCCUGGCCCAGGCUCAGGUCCAAGUCCAGGCUGGGGCUUCCUCUGAUAGUUCACAGACUCUGGUCGCCAAGACCACCUCAGAUGUGCCCAGCUUUGCCCGCAAUACUGUAGCCUCUUCUUCCCGGACCAAAAAGGAACUUGGUCCACCAUCUGUCCCCUCCACCCCUUCCCGUAGCCCCUCACUUCUGGCUCGGACAGCCUCUGUCAAACAGAACAAAAUAUCCCCUCCAGUUCACAAUAUGGCAACCAGUGGGCAGCACCCAACCCAUAGUGAAGAGCGGCCUCAGGGGACCAACCUGCGUAGGGUGCAAAGCGUGAAGGCAACCAGUCGAAGUACCUAUCGUAGCGAGACUCCCCCACCACCAAUGCGUGAUGAUAUUCGGAAGAGCAAUAGCUUUUCUGAGAAAUCCACCCAAUCUAGAGACUCUGUGACAACCAGCAGAAGCCCCAAGCCAAGCUGGAAGUAAUUUGAUUUUAAAUUAAACUGAGAAAGUGGAAGAAAAACAGAUAACUUUAUCCUGCAUUAGAUGUAAAAUGAUAUUUGCUUUCCUUCCCCAUUUACAGUGCAGACAUUGAACAUAUCCUAAUAUAUGAUGCAAAAGACUGGAAUCUGUUACAAAAACGUCAACAACAACAAACUAAGCUAUCUCCACUGCUCCACUGGCUGAGUUCAUAUCAGUUUUAUGAAUUGCAAACAAGAAGAUGCAAUGUACUGCUCCAUAUGUUCCAAUUUUGUUCAUACAAAGGAUUUAUUUUUUCACAACUUCCUGUUAUUUUCUUUUUUGGGGGGGUGGGGGGUGGGGUGGGAGGUGGGGUAAAGCGGGUGGUAGCUAAACUGACAAAUGGCAAAUCUCACUUUUUACACAGGAGCCUUUUUUGCCUGCUUAGCUGUCUACUUUGUACUACUGUCUGUGAUGAUGGUUGAUGUAACUGUAGGUAAAAUACUACUGACAGUAUAAUGCUGCUAAUUAGCUUUGACAAUUUGAGACUGAGUUUCAGUGUCUUUCAUUCAGGGUUUCAAGGUUUGUUGUAGCUUACCUUGCUGCUGGCAAUGCGUCUUUUUGCUUUGUUGCAUCCUCUCAUAGAGUACUGCGCUGUUUGCUAUUUGGUUCCUUUGCUUGAUACCUCAGAGAGAGAGCAGUGGCCUUGUACCAGAGGGAGAAAUAGAAUCCAUUCAGUUCUGCAUGAUAAAUCAGUAGAUGAAAUCCAAUCAUUCGGUUUGAUAUAACUGCAAUGUCACUUUUUACCAUUCCCUGGUAUAGUAUAUAGCUACAGAAUAUAGGGUCACUCAGUGUAUACCAGCUAUGGUACUUUUCAUGCCUUUUGUAUGUAUGUAUCAGUAGUUGAAGUUUGUAAAUGUUUUAGAACUCCUCCAUACUAUCAUGGAGUAGAAAUGCAUGUAGGAAUUUUUUUCCUAUAUAGGUCCAAUGCAAGAUUAACGCUAAUGCUAUGAAAGAAAAGCACUGAACAUGCCUCUGUGAAAUGACACUGCUUCCUGCAGUGAAUGUAGUUUUUUCAUAUAUGUUGUAGGCCUACACCUGUCUUGAUUCUCUUAACAACAGCUGGUCAUUAUUCAGCCCUACUGACAUUUCACACCACUUGCCUUCCAAACAGCAUUGUGCCAUUGCCUUAAUGGCAACAACACACGACAGUGCAUUGCCUUAAAGCUUGAUGUAGCCGUUCCAGCACCAGUAGAAACUCCCUGAUUGGAAAUCAGAGUAGACAUCUUUCAUACAUUCCAUCACACCUUAAAUCAUCUCUCAGCUGGAUAGUAAUUCACUUUGUAAAUAUUGUAAAGACAUAGUAUUUUUCUGACUAUCCUUAUGUUUACAUAGCAUUAAAUAAAAUUAAGGGCAAAGAGUGAUAAAGGCGAGGACUGACAAAAAAGAAAGUGUAAAAUUAUAAUCGACCUCAGAUAACAUAUCAUUUUCAAGGCCUGUAGCUCACAAUUAGGCAUUGAUAUCUUAGAUCACGGUUUUAGAGUGUGAUGUACAGUGUGUUGGUAUGCUGUAUGUUUCUUCCUGCUCUGUGAUGCAAAUGAAGGUACAAAAGAGCCCAGUGUCAUAUACUGCUGUUUGUGGGCUGCACACAGCUUGAAAUUAAAACCCUGAUUCUGAUUUUUUUUUUACAUUUUGCCCUCUAUAAACUGGGUGAAAUCAUUGUAUUGUUGUAGAGUUUGACUGAAAGACUGAAAAUAAUCUGCCCUCUUAACCCAUCAUAACUCAAAGUUAUUUAAUUCCUUUUAUAAACAUUACAAGCUAAAAAAAAACAAACAAACAAAAAAAAAGCUUUACAGCUUCAAACUAUAUUGCAUAGUGUGUUUAGCAUAAAUCUAUCUCUCAUUUUGACCAUGAGACAAUGUCUCCCACCCGUGUUUGAUUGCGGGAAAACAUUAAUUGUUUACAUUUGAAUUAUGGGUUGGGCCUUUGAAACAGAGACACAAUACCUUUUACAUCUAAGAGCACAGUGGAACUGUAGAGCUACUGUUCUCCUGACUUGGACCACAAUUUAGAAGCCCCAAUCAUCUGCACCCUAUUCAUGCCAGGAGAGACCUCCUUUGUCUAUCCCACAAUGCCCCCUGCUGCUAUCUUCUUUAAGAGCCCGGGGCACUGCAAUGGGUGGCCUUUACAUUACGUCUGACUGGCUUACAACAGGGAGGCUGAUGUGGAAUUUGAAUACCUAUUUGCCCUUCCACCAUUUCCUUGUUAUGGGAUGGUUACCAUAGUAACUCAGACCAAGGGCAGGAGACAGCACCAGACACCAGAGACAUAGCUAGUGGGACAAGAACAAAAUUGGUAAAGUCUGACUAAUGGCCCUUUAAACCUAGAAAACACAGAGUCAGAGAACUCCAAAUCAUGUCAGAGUCUAAGUUACAACCCCUGGCCUAAGUCUAAAUGGUGGUAAGCCAUUUGUUCAAUGCUGUUAUUCACAGUAUGGUGACAUUAAAUCACUUAGACUGAAUGUUUUGGGCCUUGGUAAAUAGUUACGCUACCUGCACAUUUGCUAUAUAGUAAUUCAUGUAUUCCAUCUAAACAUUUUACCUUUUGCCACAUAAGCAAAUAUUGCUUAUAUUGACAUAGACUUCCUAAGGGUGCCCUUUGUACACUAAAAAAAAAAAAAAAUGAAUAAUUAGAGUGUUUUCUACUGUCCUCUAAUGUGAUUCUUUGUGAUGAGAAUGUGUCUGCUGUAGUUCUCACACCUAAUAGGUGCUGUACUGCUUUGGUUCUGCUUGGCCUUUUCUCACAAUGGAAAAGAAAGACUCUGAUCACUCUCUGGAGCAAAUGAUCAUCUAUGAUCACUAGACCACAGGGCUGCAUAUUGUAAUGUUACUCUGUUGCAGUUUAUAUUUCUGACAAUAAUAUCAAAGAAAUCAAUAAAAUCACGUUGCUGUGUCACCUGAA
Myripristis murdjan (pinecone soldierfish) is the source of this 7121-nucleotide messenger RNA. It is a transcript of the gene fhdc1, whose product is annotated as FH2 domain containing 1. Lineage: Eukaryota; Metazoa; Chordata; Actinopteri; Holocentriformes; Holocentridae. The transcript is spliced from 12 exons. The record is from RefSeq and is a predicted model, not a curated record. Bases 585 to 4187 code for a protein of 1200 amino acids.